AUGAAGGAGGAUCGCCUAAAUGCUCUGCUUCUUUUAUAUGUUCACAGAGACAUUAAACUUGAUUUUGAUAAAAUUAUUGACGAUUACGCCAUGAGAAAUCCACGUAAAAUGGUUCUAAUGAAUCCACUCUAUUUACGUCAAAUUAUGGUAUAUCCACAAAACAAAACAUCUACUGCAACUGAGAGACAUGGCCAAGAUUCGAGGAAUGUACUGGGAUUAUGUCCCCUAGGAUUUAGUGAAAAUACACAAGACCUGAUGUGUAAGAAGAUGUUGCCAUUUGAAAAACCUUAUAAGAAUCCUUGCUGGCAUGCCGAUUCCGGAGAACUCUUAUGCCUACCAUACUUUAUGCUUAUAGGAAUGCCAAAAUGUGGUACCACCGACAUCUUCUACUCAAUAAUACAACACCCGGAUGUCGAAUACCCUGUAAAUAAAUUUGACAAGCUUUUGAAAGAAACUCACUUCUUCGACGCUCUUCACUAUGGACUUGACUACGGUGGUAAUGAAAAUAGACCACCUACUUCACAUGAAAUGAGGUUUGAACAUUACGUACAGGCUUUCCGCCGUGCAGCAUCAGUUAUAAGCAUGAGGAGUGAUGUUAUAACAGGUGAGGCAACUCCGGGUUAUUUACAAAGGCUUUACAACUGGAUAUAUAUUCCACAGACUGAAAAUCGACCCUUUCCAAUAGUUUCAAUACCACAUACUAUUCAACAUAUUCUACCACGUGUUAAAAUAAUAAUUUCUCUCAGGGAUCCAGUUGAACGGAGUCAAUCAGCAUAUUUUUGUCGGCAUAGGAAGCAUAAACGUGUAAAUUUUGACAAAUUUGUGAAACCUUGUAUACAUAAAAUAGAACAAUGUUUCAAGAGGAGGAACCCAACCGAUUGUAUUAUGGAUACAGCAUUACGUAAAUCGUUUAGAUUGAAUGUAAAUGACUUUCUCAUUGGAUUAUAUUAUUACUAUAUUAAGGUUUGGAUGGACGUAUUUACUAGAGACCAGUUUUUAUUUGUGCCUUUUGAGGAAUACACCAGUAACAAGCAUGAGAUGAUGAAUAAGAUAUUCUCUUUCCUUGAAUUAAGACCUUUGAGUCAUAAGGAAAUGAAAGCAAGAUUCAUCAUACAAAAGAAAUGGAAAAAUAAGAGUCCCCAGUUACGAUACACACCAAUGAAUGAAUCGAGUUAUGAUGUCCUUCAUGAUUUCUAUCGACCUUUCAACGAGAAACUUAAUCGAUUUUUGAAAGAUGAAUUUAAUUAUACAUGGAAAAAGGAACAAUAUAACAUGUACAGAAAUCGUUUAAAAGGAUUCGCAACAUCAUAG
Molecule: messenger RNA, 1311 nt
Organism: Mytilus trossulus (common blue mussel)
Lineage: Eukaryota; Metazoa; Mollusca; Bivalvia; Mytilida; Mytilidae
Product: carbohydrate sulfotransferase 15-like
Exons: 8
Coding region: 1-1311 (436 amino acids)
Biological process (GO): hexose biosynthetic process
Molecular function (GO): N-acetylgalactosamine 4-sulfate 6-O-sulfotransferase activity
Source: RefSeq, a predicted model, not a curated record